Messenger RNA from Chenopodium quinoa (quinoa), 4664 nucleotides. Its product is annotated as phosphatidylinositol 4-phosphate 5-kinase 6-like. The record is from RefSeq and is a predicted model, not a curated record. Gene Ontology annotation, biological process: phosphatidylinositol metabolic process. The transcript has 8 exons. Bases 1734 to 3977 code for a protein of 747 amino acids. Gene Ontology annotation, molecular function: 1-phosphatidylinositol-4-phosphate 5-kinase activity; ATP binding. NCBI's taxonomy places the organism in Eukaryota, Viridiplantae, Streptophyta, Magnoliopsida, Caryophyllales, Amaranthaceae.
AUGUGAAAACAAAAGUGUUUUAAGUUUUUUUUUUUAAAAAAAAGAUGAGGUACAAUUUAGUAAAACCUAUUUAGAAAUUGGAUUAUGUGUAGAUUCAAUAAACCUUCAAUUCAAUAAUUUGGAUACAUAUUUUGGUUUCAAGUUUUGAUUCAAAUGCAGAUGUUAGUAACAAGUGGGCUUAGCGAUGGGUUGAUCCUACCAAGGAACGCAAGCCUGACACUAAGUACAACCCAUAACCAUCUUUAAAAGUUUAAUUAAUACAAACAAAUCAAUUGCUAUAUUGCCUACACAAAUGAAUUAAGCUAUUUUAUAUCAUUGAAAAACAUUUUUUUCAAUAAAAAUUGUCAAACCAACAAAUCAUGGUAUUUAUAAAGUUUGGAAAAAUUGUAUUGUAUGGGACUCAAGCUGUUGGAGUAUAUAUAAAUCUAAAACCAACAAUUCGAGAAGAAUGAUUUAUUUAUAUUUUUGGUUCAUUGAGAUCAAAGACAACGACAUAAAAUGCAACACCAUAUCACUGAUUCACUGUACAAUAAUUUGGGUUAGUAUAAUAUUAUAAAAUCUCUUAAACUGUUAAAAUAAUAUGUUUAUAGCCAAAAUAUAUUUAUAAAUUAUGCGUUGACCUCAAACAACCUCUAUAUAUCAUGCAGGCCGUAUUCUAAAGUACAAUAUAUCUUGAUCAUGAACAAGUCUUGAAAGCAUAGUUGUAAUUUGUAAGCUGAUACACCCAGAUGCCAUGUACCUAAAAGUAGGUACGGUACAUUCAAAGCUAUUUUUAUCGCUCUUUAACUCAUAAUGCUAAAUGAGUUUUUAGUAGAAAAAGAUCAGCGAGUAAGACAAUUUUAGAUGCGCUUAUUUAUCAUGUUAUAGGUACAUCCAAAUAUUUAAGUUAUAAUAACGUCAUCCGUCCAACACAAUGGAGUCAUAAAGAGCAGUUAAUCAAACCAAGAUGACUUAAAAUGCAGGUCAAAAUGUAGGUGAAAACAGGAAUAAUACAAAAAAUUAAUUGAAGAAUUAUGUUAAAAUUAGGAGGGAUAAUAUGUAACAAAAAAUGAAAUAAAAUGAUGCCAAAUAGUCAUAAAGGAUUGAGGAUUUGGAAGACUAAAAAUGGGAAAUGCACAGCAAAGUCUACAACUGGCACCAUUAAAUUUCUUACAUGCAAACAUCUCUUCCAACUGUUUGGUAUGUUAGCAGUUUUAGGAGCAGAUUUCGGAGACAUUUAGAUGGGUUUUGUUCAAUCCUUUGGUCCAAACACAGAAAUUAUCAGAGGAUAGGAGAGAGAGAGAAGAGUAAAAUAAAUUAAAUAAAAUAAUUAAUAAGUAAAAAUAAAUUAAAAAAAUCCCACAAAAAUAGACAUAGAAAAUACAGAGCCGGCCAUUGGCUCCAUUUUUUCACAUUUUUUUUUGACAACAAACAUCAUAUUGCAUUUUUCACACCAGAAUAUUCAACCCCAUGUCUUAAAAUCAUUAAUUUAUAUCAAAGUUCCAAUCUUUUUUGAAUAUUUUGAUGAUUCAGUUAUGUGGGUAUGUCAAAGUUUCAAUCUUUGAGACAAUGUGAGUUGUUAUGAUUAAGAGGCAAAAAGAAGGGGAAAAAAGAUUGCAGUUUUAUUUUUUCUUAGAAUUUUUUUGAGGAAAUUAUUUAAUGAAGGAUGGAGAUUAGAUGAUGGAAAGGGAGAAGAGAAAACAGGGGAUUAAGGAAUGAGCUGAGAUUAGGUAGGAAGAGGAAAAAGGAAGAUAAUGAGCAAAGAUUUUGCUGGUAUCUUCAAGUUCAAGGUAAAGAAAUCAACCGCAGUAGCAGCAAGAAGAACAAAAACCAACAGCAUCUUUGCAUCAAUGUCUGUUGCCCACGUGGACGACGAAGACCUCGCCGCCACAGGACCCGGGUCAAGAGCCGGGCCCGGGGAGGCGUACCGAGCUGAGACGGUGUUCACCAAUGGGGAUUUCUAUACAGGGCAGUGGAUUGAUAACCUCCCCCAUGGUAAUGGAAAGUAUUUGUGGAAUGAUGGUUGUAUGUAUGUAGGAGAAUGGCAAAAAGGUAAAGCAAUGGGUAAGGGUAGGUUCACUUGGCCUUCAGGAGCAACCUAUGAAGGGGAAUUCAAAAGAGGUUAUAUGGAUGGAAUAGGAACUUAUACUAGUGCAAAUGAGAAUUCAUACAAAGGAUUUUGGUCAAUGAAUACGAAACACGGGAAAGGUUCCGAACACUUUGCAAAUGGAGAUUACUAUGAAGGGGAAUGGAUAAAGGGAAUGCAAGAAGGUCAAGGGAAAUAUCAAUGGGUGAAUGGGAAUUGUUAUGUAGGUCAAUGGAAAAAUGGAGUUUUUCAUGGUAAUGGUACUUUAAAUUUUGCUAAUGGGAAUGUUUUUGAAGGGUGUUGGGAGGAAGGGUAUCCUAAGGGGGAAGGUACUUACAAAUGGGAAAAUGGAAGUUGUUAUGUUGGUGUUUGGAGUAUUGAACCUAGUGAGCAAAGUGUCACCUAUUACGCGGCAAGUAAUGCAUCCGAUACUGGAGAAGGUGAAUGGGAUCCUCAAGAUUUGUUUAAUGUUGAUAUGAAUGAAUGCAAGAUUUACCCAGGAGAGGAGAUUACCAUGUUUCCAUCACAGAAGGUAGUCAACUGGCCUAGUUUCAAUGGAAAGACAACGAGGAAGUUGGUUGAUAGUAGGGCCUCGAAAGCAGGUUGGGAAUAUGAUCAAGAUAGUUCUCCUAAUGGUUUGAAUAGGAGAACUGGAGAGCGUUUGGAAAAUUCCAUGCCACGGAACUUUCGACCUAUUCUACUCCCUAAGACAAUCAAGAAGCAAGGCGAGACUAUCUGUAGGGGGCAUAAAAAUUAUGAGUUGAUGCUCAGCUUGCAGCUAGGAAUAAGACAUUCUGUGGGAAGACCUGGGCCACCAAUAAAGCGUGACCUGAAGUCUUCGGCUUUUGAUCCCAAGGAAAAAGUUUGGACGAAAUUCCCACCAGAAGGUUCCAAGCACACUCCUCCCCAUCCAUCUUGUGAUUUCAAAUGGAAGGAUUACUGUCCUUUGGUUUUCAGGACCCUAAGGACACUGUUCAAAGUGGAUGCAGCUGACUAUAUGUUAUCAAUUUGUGGCAAUGAUGCCCUUCGGGAGCUUUCAUCUCCGGGAAAAAGUGGAAGCUUCUUUUACUUAACCCACGAUGACAAGUAUAUGAUUAAGACGAUGAAGAAAUCCGAAGUAAAAGUGCUCCUUAGGAUGCUUCGAGCUUAUUAUAACCAUGUUCGCACUUUUGAAGACACUUUAGUAACCAGGUUUUAUGGUCUUCACUGUGUGAAGUUGACAGGAGCAACACAGAAGAAAGUUCGAUUUGUUAUAAUGGGAAACCUCUUUUGUACUGACUAUGCCAUUCACCGGCGGUUUGAUUUGAAAGGCUCUUCGCAUGGGCGUACAACAGAUAAACCCGAGUCAGAAAUUGACCCAACCACCACCCUCAAAGAUUUAGAUCUUAAUUAUAUCUUCCGAUUACAGAGGUUUUGGUUCCAAGAGUUCUGCAGGCAAGUAGACAGGGACUGCGACUUCCUCGAGCAGGAGAGGAUUAUGGAUUAUAGUCUUUUAGUUGGUUUACACUUUCGAGAUUCUUGUGCAAAAACUUCAGAAGGAAAAGGAGAAAGUAAUAGUGACCUGAUAGCGCCUCGGCUUUCUAAAGUAAACGAAACAGAUAAACUAGUUUUUGAUCCUAACCAGUGGGCAUCGAUUCGAUUAGGGAUCAACAUGCCAGCACGAGCAGAAUUGACAAUACGAAAAUCAGAAGAUGGUGAAUUUCAGGUAGUAGAACCAACAGGAGAGUGCUAUGAUGUUAUCAUCUUCUUUGGAAUAAUUGACAUUCUACAAGACUACGAUAUCAGCAAAAAGCUAGAGCAUGCAUAUAAGGCUUUCCAAUAUGAUUCCACUUCUAUUUCUGCUGUUGAUCCUAGGCAGUACUCAAAACGUUUCCGAGAUUUCAUUUACAAGGUAUUUGCAGAAGAUGGGUAAUGGAGAUCAACAUUCAUUCCACAAAAUUUCAGUUUUCAGCCAGAUGCUCGUUUUACAGCCAGGAUUUUCAUUGUAUCAGAAUUUAAGCAGGCAAUUCUGGCAAUCAGAGCAGGCAGCCAGGCAGCAUUCGGCAAGAACAACACUUUAGGACUCAUUCCCAUGACAAAUUGUUUUAGUGAAAAAAAGGUAUAGAUUUAACCAAAAAAAAAGGAAAAAUAGAAGCUGCUCCUCAAAGAUUAUUUAACUGUAAAUUACAUCUCCUAAAACUCGAAAGAUAAACAGAUUGGUUAGGCUGAUUCUUCUUACAACUCAAAAUUUCAUUUUAUUUUUUCUUUUGGUCCCAGAAAAAUGAAGAACUUGGGGGUCAAAUUUACUAGUUGGUAAUUGUACAGAAUUCAUUGAGGUAAACUUUUUGGUAGUAUAAUUUAUCUAACAGGGAAACGAUAUUCUUACAGUUUUCUUUGUGGUUAUAGCUUGUAUUUUGUGGUUAGAUAUAAUUAGGAGCACAUUCUAAGUCGAAUUUGCCAUAUGACUGCUAAUCUUAUCAUAAUGCUCUCCCAUUACAUGGAAAAUGAAUUCAUGGCAAAAUCACGCAUCCAAUCAACCAAAACAGUAAAGAACAAUACAAGGUGUUCAAAACACCUAAAACACCAAAACGACAAACACAACCUAUAAGUUUCACAUAAU